UUAGCUUAUUUGUGGUGUCCUUGGAGAACGCGGAAACCAUGCAGGCCAUGGGUUGCUGCAUCUCGUCCGUGGGCUUUUGUGCUUCAGUCAUGGGCCGAGCCGACUUCUGGUCCAACAAGUUGAGAAUUGAGAUGAUUAAUUCAUUGAAGAUCUAGAUUAUUGUACAAUUUACUCUAUCAUUAACGAAAGAUUGUGUUAAUUCUAUACUUAAAUUGUGAUAUAUCCUACGUGCUUCUCAGCCAACUUGUCUUCCACAAAUCCUCAAGCUAACACCAACGCCAUGUUGCUUGUCAGCUCGAACAAAAUAUUUAAGUACAUUUAAUCAAUUCAAUUGACACCAAAUACAGCAUGGUCUCAUCAAAAUCUCCAAUUAACAAUCACCGAAUUCCCGUCGAUCAUAGUCGUCGCCGUCCCCAAAUCCAGCCCAUUUUCCGGCCGGGACGCGAUGCCUUGUUUCGCAAGCCGUUGAAAUUAUGCUUAUUCUCCUGAUAACAAGCUUCCCAAAAGGAAUGUCUUGCAAAACAUAGCCAUGAACAGGAAUUAGGCGGCGCCACACGCUUCACAAAUCAUGGUGGCACUGGCAGCGCUGUGCUUCCAACUUUCGAAGCAAUAUCCAAAGUCCAGACGAAAUGGAUAGAAAGCUGGCGGAUUUCCUCCGCUGCUGCAAUGCCAACUCACGUUAAACAUCCCCCCAAAUUAAACUGAUCUCCAUCGUCUUCCCCACACGACUUCAACACCAAGAUAUCGGCUCCUCCCUGAAUCCCGAUUUCCCCUUAUAAACAUUUCGUCGAACAUCUUCGCAGCAAUCCAUUCAAACCCAUCAUCCAACCCCAACUUCCCAAAACAAACACAAUCCCUUCAUCACGACAUAGAUCGGCUGCACUUCCACCGAGGCGAAAAAAACCCAAAUCCUGGUUUCUUGUGUAGGCGCACAUGGGAUUUGUUCCGUGGAAAAUGGUGAAGCUUUAUAUCCAACUUCUGGCCGCCGUUUUCCUGAUUGUUCGAGCUCCAACUAUGACUUCGGGGGCUCUGUCUCUUGCAACGAGCUUCUCCAUCGCCAACUUGAUAAGGGUGGAUCAGUCAGGGAAAGGGGAUUUCAGGACGAUUCAGGAAGCCAUCGACUCUGUUCCUUCGGGAAACUCUGAGCUGGUUUUCAUAUGGGUGAAGCCUGGAGUCUACGUGGAGAAAGUCUUGGUUCCGGAGGACAAGCCUUUCAUAACUCUAAGUGGCAACCAGGGUGCCAACAGUACCGUCAUCACAUGGAGCGAGCAAGGCGACAUAUUUGAGACUGCGACUCUCUCUGUUCUGGCUCCUUUCUUCGUUGGCAGAUUCCUCACCAUUCAGAACACGUUUGGGAGCGGGGGGAAAGCAGUGGCGUUGAGGGUAUCAGGAGACAAAGCUGCGUUCUACGCCUGCAGAAUACUGUCAUACCAGGACACCCUUCUUGACGACAGUGGAUCCCAUUACUACAGCAACUGCUACAUCGAAGGAGCCACAGACUUCAUCUGUGGCCAUGCUACCUCCCUCUUCGAGAAAUGUCAUAUCCACUCACUUUCAGAGGGCAACAACUCGAUCACAGCCCAGCACAGAGACGAGGAGUCGGACGAAACAGGGUACACUUUCUUGGGGUGCAAGAUAACUGGAACUGGGAGUACCUUGCUGGGGAGGGCAUGGGGUGCUUACUCCAGGGUGGUUUUUGCCUAUUCCUACAUGGAUUCUGUUGUCCUGCCAACUGGAUGGAGUGAUUGGGGAGACCAAACCAAGCACAGCACUGUGUUUUAUGGCGAGUACAAGAACUAUGGUCCUGGAGCUGACAGAUCCAACAGGGUGGAAUGGUCCAAGAAGCUGUCAGCUGAUGAGGUUUCGCCUUUCUUGAGCAAGGAGAUGAUUGGUGGGAGAUACUGGAUUAGGGCUGCCCCAAAGUUCUUCAGGAUUGGGUCCAAAAUUGUUAGAGCUGGCAAUGGUGGCAAUCCCAGCUCCAUGCCCUGAAACACCAUAUCUACUGGGAAUUUUGUGUUGUCAAUAUUUUCUUGUGUGUGGCAAGUAAAUUAGUAAUUACCUACCGGUGUAUUAUGGUUAAAGUGAUUGGUUCAUUAAUUUGUCCUCCCAAUGAGAGAGGAGUGUUGUUUUUACUUGUAAAUACAAAUUACUCUUUGUAUAUUCCAUAUCUUGAAAGUCAAGCGUUCUUAAUUCGUAGCAGGAAACUCAAAUCAUCGGGCGAGGGAUGAGGUCAUGAGGGCAAUCUAGAAUUUCAAUAUCAUCCCAUAAAAAGGUUUCGAUAUACUGCAAAUAUGUAGAUGAUAUGAUAUUGUAUGAUCAAGUUAUACUACUAAAUAUGUACAUCUCACAAACAAUUAUGACAGGAUAGUCAAAUGUUUUAUUUCACUGUAUCUAAAUUCGUAAAAUGCCAUCUGUAAUGAACCCUGAUUCACCCAUCUUAAUUCCUAACCACUCAUCGUCUGAUCAACACGUUGAGAUUAAAGUAGCCGAGAAGCUCAUUCAUUCAUUCAUGAUUUUAGCACUCGGAAAGAACAUUAUAAGAUUAAACUUUAACUUAGCCG
This is a messenger RNA of Linum trigynum, 2561 nucleotides long. Lineage: Eukaryota; Viridiplantae; Streptophyta; Magnoliopsida; Malpighiales; Linaceae. The record is from the annotation of a GenBank genome assembly.